Molecule: messenger RNA, 1870 nt
Organism: Melanaphis sacchari
Lineage: Eukaryota; Metazoa; Arthropoda; Insecta; Hemiptera; Aphididae
Exons: 4
Coding region: 533-1759 (408 amino acids)
Biological process (GO): sensory perception of taste
Cellular component (GO): neuronal cell body; axon; membrane
Source: RefSeq, a predicted model, not a curated record
AACGCGGAACAAAACUUACCAUUACGCUCGUCAAUUUAAUUGUUGACGUAUUUGAAGUGUUCACUCUGUACGAACGUUGUGAGGUCGAGUGUUUCGAGCGGUCAAAACCAAAUUCAUUUUUUAUGGACACGAUGUACGCAGUUUAUUCUCGUGUUGUGUUCGUAUUUUUGACAGCGGGGUUCGAGUUUCUCAACAAUCGCGCCUCGCCGUGUUUGCACUCUGCACGAUAUUAUUGUACACACAGGUAUCAUUAUGAUACUGCAGGCUGCGACGUCAUCGCGUGCCAAUACUGCAGACAUCUAACGUAAUGGAUGUACGGUUUUUAACACGCGCGGGUAAAGUAAUCGAAGUUGCUCGAGCAGGAGACGCGUUUCGCUGCAGUGCUCACCGAAGUAUAACAUAACAUCGUACCUACUACCCAUACGCGCGCAUAUACGUACGCAUAUAAUAUAGGUACGGGUCACGUACCCAUCCACAUACUGCACGCACUGCACCGCGCGCGCGAACCGCAGGCCCGUACGUUUCUCGCGGCAUGUGGCCGAUCCGAGUAUUUUGGACGGUGUGCGGAGUGUUCACCGCCGACGUAGGGUACAACAGGUUCCAGUACGCGUACUCGGCGCUGCUGAUGGCCACGUGCGUGUACAAUUUCGUGAACGCGUCGCAGGUCAUAUGCAAACUGGACCACUGGUGCGUCACGUUCUCGUCGACGCUGACGGGCGUGUACGACAGGGUUUUGUCGUCCACGGCGUUCUUGUCCCGGAUCGCGGUCGUGUACGAUUGCGAGCCGAACAUAUCCCGGUACCUGGCCACCAUCGGGGCGUUCGAGGCGUACUCGCCGCCGUCGGCCGCCGAACUGCGCCGGCACCGGGCGUUUUCGCUGACCGUGGUCGCCGCGUGCCUGGCCGCGAUCGUGCCUAGCAACGCGAUCAGCAUGUACUACCUGUGCCGGUACGAGCCCAACACGGACGCGUCGUUUAUCGUCUACCACCUGUUCAUGUACGUCCAGAACCUGAGCAUGUGCUGCAUCGAGACGCAGUUCGCCGUGCAGUGUUUCAAGGCGUACACCAAGUUCCGCUGCGUCAACGACGAUCUGAAGAGGCUGAAGGUCGAAAGCGCCAACGGCUCCGAGUACCCGUUCAUGUCGGCCACCGCCGCGGGCUCGUCGCCGGCCACGCCUCCGGCACUGCUGCAGACAUCACCGACAUCGCCGCCGCCGCCGCCGUCCACCGUCGUUUACGACAAGGACUUCUAUCAUCGUUCGCGGUCAGCGAGUCAACCGAUGGCCAACGCGAUCGAGUUGCUGAGGAUCAAGCACUGGCUCAUCCGCCAGUCGAUAGACGCGCUCAAUAACCUGUUCGGCGUGCACAUGGGACUGUCCGUGUUCUAUCUGUGGCUGAUGGCGCUGUUCGAUAUCUACUACGAGAUGUUCUACAACUCUAGGUCGGAACUGCUGGUAUACUGUUGGCUGUUGCAGUACGCGCUGAGACUGUUGAUGAUCAUAUUGAUGGCGCACUUCACGACGAAACAGGCUUUCGAGUCGAAAUCGCUCAUCACGGAUAUCAAUAACGGAAUAAUGGAUAGUAGUACCAAAGAAGAGUUACAGUUGUUCAUAAAUCAAAUAUGUAGUUCCUCAACAGAAUUUAAUGCUUACGAUUUCUUCACGUUGAACACGCAAGUCAUAAAAUCGGCUAUUGCUGCUGGUGCUACAUGUCUUGUUAUUUUGGUACAAUUUCACUCCGGGAAAAAUGAAUUAAUUUAAAUCAAGAUAUAUACAUAUUUUACAGUCAAAAAAUACACAUGCAACAGAGUAUAGUUCAUACUUGGGUAUUAUAUAUUUAAAUAUUUAAUCAAUACUAUAAAAUCUUUUAAU